Molecule: messenger RNA, 2274 nt
Organism: Felis catus (domestic cat)
Lineage: Eukaryota; Metazoa; Chordata; Mammalia; Carnivora; Felidae
Gene: SPHK1
Product: sphingosine kinase 1
Exons: 6
Coding region: 792-1955 (387 amino acids)
Biological process (GO): cellular response to growth factor stimulus; negative regulation of apoptotic process; sphingosine biosynthetic process
Cellular component (GO): membrane; intracellular membrane-bounded organelle; cytoplasm
Source: RefSeq, a predicted model, not a curated record
UGGGGGUGGCGGGCCCGGAGGUUCAAGAACAGACCGCGGCCGCGGCGCUGCGAGAGGGUGAUGGCGCUCCGGCUCCCUCCCCACGUUCUUAGUUUUACGGAGUUUCUCGACCCUCGAGCGCAUCGCUGAGUCACUUUCUCGGAACGCGCUCGGGACGCUCGGGACCCAGCCAGGGCCGCCCGGGGGCCGCGCAAGGCGGAAGCGCGCACCGCUGCGACGCGCGCCGAGCCGCGGGUCCCCGGGCCCGCGCCUCCCUCCUAGCCGGCGACCGCGGGCUCCGCCCCCCCAGGUGCCGGGAAACCGGGACCCGCUGCCUGCGUUCCCCGGAAGAGACCCCGCGGAGGCGUGCCCGAGUUGCGACUUUCGGGGGCGUUGACAAGUGCCAGGUGUGCGUGGGCCGCGUGGCUGCGGGUGCCGGCGCGCGAGUCCACAGCAGCCUGGGCCCGGACCACCUCCGCCCGCUACAGGCGUUAGGCCCUUCCUAACUUUGGCCUCACCUGGUCAGGGCGCCUAGUCGGCUUUGACCCCUUCCUCCUCCGGGUCUCCGCAGAUAACCCCCCCGGGGACUCAACUCGAGUUGGUCGCGGACACGUUCAGAUCCCGCAGCCGCAGGGGAUGACGCCGGUACCUCCGCGGCCCCGACUCCGGGCGGGAAGGGCGAGCCCCUCAGCCCGCACCGCGUCGCCCGCCUGGGCGGCACCGAUAAGGAGCUGAAGGCAGGAGCCGCCGCCGCGGGCAGCCCCCCAACAGCGCUGGGGACGCCCUGGCAGCGGGAGCCGCGAGACGAGGUUAUGGAUCCAGCGGGAGGCGGCGGGAGCCUGCUGCCCGAGCGGUGCCGCGUGCUGGUCCUGUUAAACCCGCGCGGAGGCAAGGGCAAGGCGCUGCAGCUCUUCUGGAGCCACGUGCAGCCCCUGCUGGCCCAGGCCGGCAUCUCCUUCACGCUGAUGCUCACUGAGCGUCGGAACCACGCUCGGGAGCUGGUGCAGGGGUUGGAGCUGGGGCGCUGGGACGCCCUGGUGGUCAUGUCUGGAGACGGGCUGAUGUACGAGGUGGUGAACGGGCUCAUGGAGCGGCCCGACUGGGAGACUGCCAUCCGGAAGCCCCUGUGUAGCCUCCCGGCUGGCUCCGGCAACGCCCUGGCAGCUUCUUUGAACCAUUAUGCCGGCUAUGAGCAGGUGACCAACGAGGACCUCUUGACCAACUGCACCCUGCUGCUGUGCCGCCGGCUGCUGGAGCCCAUGAACCUCCUGUCACUGCAGACCGCCUCGGGGCUGCGCCUCUUCUCCGUGCUUAGCCUGUCUUGGGGCUUCAUCGCUGAUGUGGAUCUGGAGAGCGAGAAGUUUCGGCGCCUCGGGGAGCUCCGCUUCACUCUGGGCACCUUCCUGCGCCUGGCGGCGCUGCGCGUGUACCGGGGCCGACUGGCCUACCUGCCCGCAGGAAGGGGGGUCCCCGGGGUGCCCGCCUCCCCUGCGGUGGACCGGCAGGACCAGCAGGGCCCUACGGACGCGCACCUCGUACCCCUGGAGGAGCCGGUGCCCGCGCACUGGACGGUGGUGCCGGAGCAGGACUUCGUGCUGGUGCUGGCGUUGCUGCACUCGCACCUGGGCAGCGAGAUGUUCGCUGCCCCGAUGGGCCGCUCUGCCGCCGGCACCAUGCACCUGUUCUACGUGCGGGCGGGCGUGUCUCGGGCCACGCUGCUGCGCCUCUUCCUGGCCAUGGAGAAGGGGAAGCACUUGGAGCAGGCCUGUCCCUACUUGGUGUACGCGCCCGUGGUCGCCUUCCGCCUGGAGCCCAAGGAUGGGAAGGGUGUGUUUGCCGCCGACGGGGAGUUGUUGGUCAGCGAGGCUGUGCAAGGCCAGGUGCACGCGGACUACAUCUGGAUGGUCAGUGGCUGCGUGGAGCCCCCACCCGGCCAGAAGCCUCGGCGGGGAUCACCUCCAGAAAAGCCCUUAUGACUCCACGGGCCUUGUCGUGCCUUAGCCUGCUUGGUCUACUCCGAGCUCAGGAUCCUCUCCCCUUCCCCCAGGACCGGAGGGGCUUGUCCCCAGCUCGUGUGGUGGUGGGGAGGAGGAGCAAGCGGACCCCUGGAGAAGGUGGGAAGGCGGAGGACGUGCUUUGGAAGGCCGGGCUCUGCCUCCCAAAGGCCAGAAUGAGGCUCUGGGCCAGGAGCCCAGCCGGUUGCCCCCCGCCCCUGCCUGUGGGAGCCAGUCCCGUUUUGUCCUGGGAGCCCCACCCCAUGAAUCAAAAUACAAAUAAAGUGACCCUCCCAGCCUA